This is a messenger RNA of Syngnathoides biaculeatus (alligator pipefish), 2228 nucleotides long. RefSeq names its product alanine aminotransferase 1-like. Bases 769 to 2190 code for a protein of 473 amino acids. Gene Ontology annotation, molecular function: L-alanine:2-oxoglutarate transaminase activity; pyridoxal phosphate binding. NCBI's taxonomy places the organism in Eukaryota, Metazoa, Chordata, Actinopteri, Syngnathiformes, Syngnathidae. The transcript is spliced from 11 exons. Gene Ontology annotation, biological process: biosynthetic process. The record is from RefSeq and is a predicted model, not a curated record.
AAUACAUUUUCCCUGCAUCGAAAAAAAAAAAAAAAUCAUCCAAGUCCAAAACAUUAUCAUGAAAACAAUCAUUUAUUGGUCAAAAGUAGUUGCAUUAAUUUAAAAUGCACAUUAUUAUAACAAUAAAAUAAAAACACUGGAGAGUUUUCCGAUUUAUUGAUAAAUUCAUUAAGCUUUUCACAUGGAUAAAGCAAACAAACUAAAUGCAAAACUUAUCUAAAAUCAAUUAUUUGAUUACCAUCCAUCCAUUUUCUUUGCCGCUUCAGUACUAUUUAAUGAUGAUUUAAAAAAAAAUCUAUAUAUAAAGCAAACUAAAGUUAAAUGCAUCUAAAAUAAUACAGUUAUACCCUAAUAAUAGAAUCAAAUGCUUUAUAAAACAGCAAAGAUUUUUUCAAAUAAAUUUGCAGAAAAAAAUUUGGUUUAUGGUUCAAUCCCCUUCGCUACAACACAAUAAAGUAAAGUCCAGAAAAGAAUUUCAGACAGUUGAAAAGUCAGAUUCAGAAUGAUAUAAUAUUUAACAACCUUGCAUCUCUUAAAACUUUGGUGACACAUUAACCGUUUGUACUUUUGGUUAUACAGUAAAAGGCGCAGACUCGCCUCGGUUAAAAUCCGAGCCAAGGGGCCAGUUUGGACCCAAUCAAGUUCAGGGCUCCGCUAUAAAACCCCAAAUGCUCCGCGUUAAUAAAGCACACAUUGGCCGCUGAUGGACGUUUAACUUUAACCAGCAACCCGCCUGCGACUGCACACGGCCCAAGAGGAGCUGCAAGCAUGCAGGAGAUGAGCGCCCAGGUUCGGACCGCGAAGCCCAACCAGAUGGCGGCCCUGAUCCAAAGGGCGCAUUGCAUCAAGCGCAUGCUCAAGCAGGGAGUGACAAAGCCCUACAAGGAUCUGAUCGACGUCUCCUGGGGCGACCCGCACAAUGCCGGAAUCAAACCUCUCACCUUUGUCAGACAGGUGCUGGCCGCAUGUUUCUACCCGCAACUCCUGGACGGCGGCGACCUGCCCGCGGACGUGAAACGACGAGCGCAGAAGCUGCUCAGCUGCUGCGAUGGCGGCAGCGUAGGAUCGUACACGAGCACAGCCGGCAUACCGGAAAUAGUGGAGAGCAUCGCGCAGUUCAUUAGCCGACGAGACGGCGUCCCGGCCGACCCCGAAUACAUCUGGAUCCAUCCCGGCUCGCAGACCUCGAUCACGAAAAUCUUGACGCUGCUGGUGAACAGCGGGGCGUCCCCCAAGAGCGGCGUGCUGGUGCCGGUGCCGGGCUACGGCAACAGCGCCUUGUCCGUGGAAGCCUUGGGGGGCGCGGUGGUCCCCUACUUCCUGGACGAGGAGCGGGGGUGGGAGCUGCGGGCGGACGAGCUGCGUCGGGCCCUGGCGUCCGCCCGGGGCGCGUGCAGGCCCGUGGCCUUGUACGUCAUCAACCCGGGGAACCCGACAGGCCACGUCCAGAGCAGAAAGGCCAUGGAGGAGGUCAUCAGGUUCGUCGCAGAGAACGGGCUCUUCCUUCUCGCCGAUGAGGUGUACCAGAGCAGCGUUUACGACGCCAACAGCGGGUUUGUGUCUUACAAGAAGGUUCUGUGUGAGAUGGGGCCCCCGCUGGCCGACACGCUGGAGCUGGCCUCCUUCCACUCGGCAUCCAAAGGCCUCCUGGGAGAGUGCGGUCUUCGAGGAGGCUACGUGGAGCUGGUCAACGUGGACCCCGCCGUCAUGCCGUACGUCCGGCGGAUGUUCCAUUUGGUCAGCAAUCCCCCCGUCGCCGGGCAGAUUGCUUUGGAGCUGAUGGCCGAGCCCCCCCAGCCGGGGGACGCGUCGUACCCGCUUUACGAGCACGAGACGGAACACGUGAGCAGCACCCUGGUUAACAACGUGAAGCGAGUGCUACAGGUUCUCAAGGGACUGCCGGGGAUCAGCUGCCAGCCGGUGCAGGGAGGAGCCUUUGCCUUCCCCAGACUGCAUCUGACCCCCAAAGCCGUUCGCAAAGCCGAGGAAGAGGGAACGCAACCAGACAUGUUCUACUGCGCCAGACUGCUGGAGGACGCCGGCGUGUUUGCCACUCCGGGCUGCGAGUACGGACAAAAGGAAGGCACCUAUCACAUCAGGUUUUGCAUCAUGACACCCGCUGACAUCAUGGAGGAACUUCUGAGACGACUCAGCACUUUUCACGUGCAGUUCAUGAAGGACUUCUCGUAAAUCUCAUCGCAAAUGUUUUACACCACUAAUGUGGUUAC